Messenger RNA from Centropristis striata (black sea bass), 9563 nucleotides. Its product is annotated as zinc finger protein 1035. NCBI's taxonomy places the organism in Eukaryota, Metazoa, Chordata, Actinopteri, Perciformes, Serranidae. Bases 559 to 8841 code for a protein of 2760 amino acids. The record is from RefSeq and is a predicted model, not a curated record. Gene Ontology annotation, cellular component: nucleus. Gene Ontology annotation, biological process: regulation of transcription by RNA polymerase II. Gene Ontology annotation, molecular function: RNA polymerase II transcription regulatory region sequence-specific DNA binding; DNA-binding transcription factor activity, RNA polymerase II-specific. The transcript is spliced from 4 exons.
UUAUUGGUUGCAACCGGACCGUUGUGUAACUUACGCACAAUUUCGGGGCACAUUGUCUGAAAAUGCGCAAAUAAAGAUAAUGGAGGCGGAUUUGGAUGUAGCUCUGCCACCGGCACAACAAGCCCCAUAAUCCACGUCGUGAAGGAAAAAAAAACGUCUAGUAUUGUAGUACUGAGACAACGGUCCUCACCGACCCCCGGUCCAGAAAGAAAAAGGAUCUACCGAGGAUAUUUUUCCAGGGAAGACGGAAGCCAUCGCCAAGGAGGACGGUCGCUUUCUUCACGUCCUGGCAUGUAAUGUCUUAACGAGGUCUUUUAACUGUUUUAACAGCAGCGAUGGAGCAGUUAACCCACAGAGGACUCGGUGCUGAAACACAGGAGCAGCACGGAGCUCUGAUCCGGUAACCAGGAUUGAGGUCUUUAAAGAUUUAGAUGCCAGCAGACCUUUCACACAGAUUUCCAUUCUGUGUACUGCACACCAUCCUGGAUAGUCCUAGUCCUUGUGUGUCCAAAAACAGGAUUGGGCAAAAUAAGCCCCAGUUUCCAGUCCUUGGAGAGCAUGGCUCAUGGAUGGGAUUCAUACUUCGAUAACCUCCCACCUCUAUCAUCGGAUCCAAGCACUUUAAGAAGGACAUCGGAGUCAGAUGGAAGUCUUUCCCAGCAUAUAGAGAACUUCAUUGGACAUCAUGACUUUCCGGACACAGUGGCUUCACAUGAAGCCCCUGCGACAAACUCUAACUUCAACACUAACUAUUACUCAAAUCCCAGUAUUGAAAAUCCCAGUUCGGACUGUCUUUAUCAAAGAUUCUGCAAGGAAACCCCAUGGCAAGCUGAUGGACAACAAAUGGAAAAAGAUUUCUUGCCAAGAUGUGGAAAUAGUGAUAUCUCAGAUUUUGCCACAGAUGGAUUAUCAUCACCGGGAUCAUUUCCUUCAUCUUUCACAACAGAUUUACAAGAACUCAAGCAAGACUGUGGAAUUCUAGCAACAUCAUUUCUUGAAGACUAUUCAGAUGUCAGUAGCUGCUCAGAUACAGAUACUGGUGAAACAAGGCCCUCUUGUAAAUUCAUGGCAAGUAAUUCAAUUUCUAAACCUAAAAGUGGUGCUGCUACAAAAAACAGCUCAUCAGAAUGGCUCUUCCCUGAUACUGGCAAUAUGAUGCUUCAGACUGAGACUUUGUGCCCGGAGACUGAUGUAAUUUUACCAAAUACAUCAAAUGUGACGGCAAAAGAAAACAUAGUUGAAUGUGCACAAGACCAGAUGGAAAGUUCCUCAACUACUCCUAAUGUGGUGACAACUACAGGGAAUGAGACUGUAAAGGACGGAAAUGAUGAUUGUGGUUCUCUAGGUCAUAAAAAGGAAUAUGUGGAGAGAGAUUUCACUCAAGGAAAAGAUUUAAACAUUUCAAGUGGCCAUAAAAAUUUGGCUGGUGGUGGAACAGAGGAAUGCCCAGAUGGCAAUCAGAGGGAGCAAAUUGCUGCUACAAAUAGUAUGACAACAUUGGACAAUACGCAAGAUCAAUCAAAUGAGAAAGGCUUAAGAAAGGAAACGAAAGAAUCAUUUAACCAAAAAAAUGAGGGAUGUCCACACUCCACAGAUGUUCAAGAUGGAAAUACAAGCAUACAGAACAAAAGUGAAGACCAGAAAAGGGAAACAAAAGAAUUGGGUUCCCUUGAAAAUGGAAAAUUUGAUGAAAAGAAAUCUCCAAAUCCCAACUCCACUGGAGGACAACAUGAAAAUAUGGAAACUGACUGUUGUAAGAAAGAAAUCAAGUCAAAUACCUGUCCAUCCUCAGACACGCCAGAUAAAAACGUGUGUGAUUCAACACAUGUCACUCAUGAACUGAGCAUAUGCACCAAUACCUCAAAACUUAACAGUCAUGAUGUUGAACUCUGUUUGCAGCCUUCUGAGCUACAGUCUUGUGUGGCUCAGGAUGAUAUUUGUUUGAGCCCUGCUGUAAUGAGUGAUGGCCGUUCCAGCAAUGGCAGUGAAGACAAUGAGCAAAUAGUGGCAAGUCAUUCAGAUUCCUGCUUAGAGCCCAAUAGCUCCAGCACAGAUGUCAAUCCCUGUGUAGAAAAAGAACGGACAAGUGUAGCAGAGAAGACCCAUACCUCUCCUUCUCCAGAUCCAGAUUGUAAUGGUCCCUGUAUCACCAAGGACAAUAUUGACAAGAAGGAGCAAGAAGUUGAUAGUCAUGAAGAUUCCUUGCAGUCAAACAGCCCAAGCAAAGACAUGAAUACCUCUCUACAAAAGGAACUGACAACUCCACUAGAGAAUAAAACAGUAUCAUCUUCUACAGAAUCAGUGUGUACUGACCAUCCUGUAACCACUGACAACAAAGGGCAAAGCAUUUCUAAUGGUGUCGAAUCCUGUUCAAGUCCAGCAGAGAAUACAAAUCAGCAACAGUCACUUCACCAAAGUCCAGUUGCUUCACAACUGGGAAGUGUCAAUGGAGAUGCUGCUGAAAAUGCAAGAGAUUCAUUUGAAGAGUCUGAGAGAUCUGCAGAGGAGCCAUCAGCACUUGACGAGCUGUAUGGCGAACCUCUGUCAGGAGAAGACUCUUCAUGUGAUGCUGAUGAAGUUAAACUUGACACAAGUCACUGUAAAGACACUUCUUUGGACAGACCGGACAGUACCAGCAUGGACUGUUCAGAAGGACAAACGCCUCAGCUCAAAUCGUCUACACAAAUGAGGAAACGUCUGCAGCCUGUUGUGAUAUUGAAGACCUCUGAGUCAGUAAAUGGAAAGACUAACUCUUAUCAUUGCGCAGAUUGCCAACACACAACCCACAGUGUAGAUCAUUUAAUUGAACACCACCAUUGUUGCCAUUCAGGGCACAGUUUCCAGUUUUGUAAGACUUGUAAUCUCUACCUGAUGAGGACUGAACAAGCAGAAGAACAUGUGUGUUGUGUAGCCAAGGAAAGCCCAGAGCUUUCUUCUGAUUCCAGACUAGCGAAGAAAAGAAAAAAACAUAUUGGAGGCCACAGGUGCAUUAAGUGCAGACUUGUGUUUGCAAAACUAGUUCAUUACAUCAGGCAUAUGAGGACUCACACUGGAACAACACCCUAUAAGUGUGAUGGUUGCGGAUCGUUUUUUGCACAGUCAUCUAGUCUGCGAAAACAUAAGAAAAUACCUAAAAGGUGCAAGCAGACAAUGCUCCAGUCUCAAACUCCAGUUACAAAUUCAGAUGUCAUUAUUAAAGAAACUGAAACACCCCCACCAAAGGAGCUGGUAGAGAAAAAAACAGAUUCAAAUCUGGGUGAAUGUUACGUCAAGCUAGUUGACGCCUCCAAAACUCAUGGGUGUAAAUUCUGUGGUAAAUACUUCUUAACUGCAGAUAAGGCCAAAAAGCACUUACACAGCAUACACAAGGAAAAGACUUUGGCAGUUUCGUCAAGUCAGUGCACCACAAAACAAAGUGGUGUGAAAACAGAAAAAGGAGCGGAGAAGGAAUCAAUAGGAAAGUUUAAAUGUCCUCUUUGUCCACGGCUUUUCAAGUACUCCUACAACAGAGCUCGACAUUUGCGUGACUGUGUCCAUGCUGCGAUUUAUGGGGGCAAGGGAAAAGUUUCUGGUAAAUAUCGGUGUCCCUUGUGCCACGUUACCUUCACUUUAUCAUCCAACCGUUAUAGACAUAUUAAAGCAUUUUGCCUUAAAGAAUGUCUUAAUCGGCUUGCAAAAGAGAGGGCAGAAUUAAAGCAACGUGUUGAAAAGAAAAAAACAAAGGAAACUGAACAGAAAGUGCCAGCGAAGAAAAAUGAGCAGAAGAAAAUGCCGAGGGAAGCAGAACAGCAAAAACAAGCACCUUUAACAUCCCCAAAGCAUAUGCAUCGCUACAAAUGCAAUCUUUGUCCAGCAGUUUUUUGUCAUGCUUCUGGAAAGUACAGACAUAUGAAGAAACAUGAAGCGUUUAAACUCACUGGCAAAAUGUUCAAGUACAGGAAUUCUUUUUCCUCUAUCUUGUCAAAACCAGCAACUCUUGGUACAAAGACUGAAGAAAGUAAGGAUGACUCAAAAUCAGCUGAAGGGAAUAGGAGUCCGGCCCUGAGCUGUCGUUUCUGUGAAAAGCGAUUCUCUGAACCGCAGUUAUUGAAGAGGCAUGAGCGCAAUCACAAAGGGGAAAGACCAUAUCGCUGUCUGCAAUGUGGAAAAGGAUUCAAGCAGCGUGCCCAUCUCCUUGGUCAUAAAAGCGUUCACCAGAGGAGGAUACAGUGCACUGUCUGCAGAAAGAUUCUCCCAACCAUUGGAGAACUCAUCCAGCACAGAAGCUCACAUCCUAAAAGGGGAAUGCUACAAUGCCCAGACUGUCAUCUUCAGUUCCAGUAUCCUGCACAUCUCAUUAGACAUGUAAAAGCCCACAAGCGUAAAGAAAACAAGGCAAAACAGCGUGAAGAGAAGACACCAUUAGAACCACAGCAGUCCUUGGAGCCUGUAAAAGAGCAGAGUGGACCAAAGAAGUUUCUGUGUUCCUUAUGCGACGAGGUAUUUGAUGAUGCCCAAGUACUACGAAAACAUUGUCUGACACAUAUAGCUGGGUCCUCAUCAAACCAAUGUCCAUUUUGCAAAUUUAAUACCAGUACUCGGCGAAAUCUGCUGCGGCACAUGAUCAAACAUACUGGAGACAAACCCCUUUCCUGCAAUAACUGCGGAAAGCAGUUUUACCGUGACUUGUACCUGAAACUUCACAGUGAGAAGUGCUUACCUGCUCAUAAGAGACAUCCCUUCACAAAGGAGUCCAACGAUAAGACAAAGGGGUCACUUCAGUGUUCCUAUUGCCCACGGACGUUUUUUAAGAAAAUUCGCCUGGAAAUUCAUCUCCGUGGCCACAAAACAAACACUCUGCUUCACUGCUCCAGAUGUGGACAGUACUUUGGAUUUGCAAAAUUAAGUCAACAUCAGAAAAACUGCAAAGUGAAUUCAGAGCUCAGCACUGGCGAGGUCCUUAUUCCACAGAAAGAGUCAGUAAGUCAGAAUGCUCAAAAAAGACCUUUAAAGUCCAAAGCAAACAAGAUGCUUCACAGUAAAUGCCCUCACUGUCCACAGACCUUCAGGUUCAGAUCGUUACUCUUGAGACAUCUUGUUUCACAUACUGGUUUGCAACCAUAUGCAUGUAUGCACUGUGGACAAAGAUUUAGAAGCAAGACACUGUGUUUGCAGCACGAAGCCUUCUGUGAUGGAGAGGGGAAGCCAGAAGUAAAAGGCGGUACUGCAACUCAACUGUCCAAGAUGCCUCCCGUCACAGAGACGGCACUAAAGCCCCAAGCAGGAAGUGAAGCUGAGUACAAGUGCAAAUUUUGCACCAAGUCUUUCAUGAAAUCACGAAGCCUGAGACGUCACAUUUUGACACAUAACGAAGUUAAGCCUUAUCGCUGUAAAGCCUGUGAUAGCUGCUUUUCGAGGUAUGACCAUCUAAAAGUACAUCAGAAUCGAUGUAGAGGGAGAAAAACGCGAUUGGAAGUCUGUAUUCCUAAAAUCAGUUUAGCUGAUGUGGGCACGGGUUGGCAAAAUAGGUUUGGCAUUGGCCCUAUAGAGAAGAUGGAGACAUUUGAGUGUGAAGUCUGUUCAAGGAUCUUCCCAACUCAGUCUAAACUUUCCCGACAUUUCACUAUGUUCCAUGCUGUAAAGUUAUACAGCUGCACAAUAUGUGGCUCGUCAUUCUCUCAUGAAAAAACUCUGAAAAACCAUCGAAAGAUGAAGAGGUGCAGACGGCGCCCAAAUGUAACAAAUGCUUCUCUACUGGAAACUAAUCAGCCAACAGUAAAUGUGAUGAAACCGAGGAAUCCGAUUCUACAGCAUGUCCAGCCUUAUGUGAACAAAAAGCACAAAUUCGUAUGUAGUUACUGCCCCCGUGCUUUUGGAAAUAACUGGCAAUUGAGUAUACACAACCGUCUGCACACAGGAGAGCGGCCGUAUUCCUGUGAUGAUUGUGGUGAGAAGUUUAUCAGGAAGGAUUAUCUGCAGCGUCAUUACUUAAAGUGCACUGCAAAAAUAUCCAAGUCCAGAGUUGGCCAAAGCCGCCAGUCUUCUUCUAAAAGCCCACCAAAAGGCUUCUCUUGUGCAUACUGCAGUUCCCGCUUCUUGCUAUUUUCCCAACUUCAAGAGCAUUUUUUAAAUGCACACCAGCUAGAAACAAAGGUUCCAGCAUCCACUGCUCCCCUACAACAGCAUCUGUCAAAUAUGCCAGACAUAAAAAAAGAGCCUUUGGAUGAGUAUUGUGAUGAACAGCUUAGUGAUGGUGCUACUUUAAGAUCUAAAGGAGAUAAAGUUCCAGAUGGUGGAGUACCUAAACCUUUCUCCUGCUCCCACUGCAAAAUGUCCUUCACAAAUAAAGCUGGACUAAUGGGUCAUCUGCGUAUACAUGCAAUGAAGUUUCCUUUUAACUGUAAAAUAUGCAGCAGGGGUUUCUGGAAUAAAAGUCUUCUCCGUAAUCACAACAGGAAAUGUAGAUUUGGAUCCUCUUCAAUGCGAAAUACAACCAAACAGUUGGAAGGCCCUUUAAAAGCAGAGAUUGAUUUUGUGCUGAAUGACUCUGUUCUAGUGUUCGAAGAAGCCUCAAACUCAACAGGCACUGGGGUUUUGCAGACCAACUUUUCCUGCAAAGAUGAUUCUGUGGACAAAUCAUCUCAAAGUUCAGAAGAACCACAGAGGCAAAGCAGCACAACUAAAGAGAAGAAAACUGUGCAGUACCAAUGUUCAGAAUGUGAUAAGAGCUUCACAGAUGGCCUGAUGCUCAUCAGCCACCUUGAAGACCAUGGAAGACAGGAACAUGCGAAAAAGAAUAACAAAUGUCUAAAGUGUGGGCAAGCCUUUUCUAGUCCGGUCUAUCUUGAAAGACACAUGAAGUUACAUAAAAAUAAUAAGAAAUACUCUUGCCCUGACUGCUCCAAGAUAUUUGACACUUCAUCUGAUCUUGAGACCCACAGAACAUUUCAUGACUCGGAUAGGCCUUUUGUUUGCAAACUGUGUAAACACCGGUUUUGGACAAGACCAUCUUUAUGCAGUCAUUACAGAGAAGAGCAUUCAGAUCAUGCAUUUGCUUGUCGUUUCUGUAACAAGGCCUAUUCAGUCAAAAAAUCACUGGCAAGACAUAUCAAAAAAUGGCACCGAGAAGAGCAGAGGGAACUUCAGAGAAGUGGACAGGAGAAGCGCAGCGCUGAGCAACAAUCCAGCAGCAAAGUCAGCACAACUGGUGAAAGUGAUGAAGACACAAAUAACGGCAGUGAGGACAGUGACUCAGACUCUGCGCCAUACUUCCCAUGCCACGUGUGUGGAAAGACCUUCCCAACAUCAGAAAGUCUCGAGGAUCACCAGCAGUGUCACCUGGGUGAAAAACCACACGAAUGUGCUGAAUGUGGUAAAUGUUAUGCCCAAGCAUCUCAGUUGCAGCAGCAUCAACGAAUGCAUAAGUCUGAAUUCCAGUGUCAGGCGUGUGGCAGAGGUUUCCUCUCACUCUUUGCACUACGUAAACACAAACAUACUCAUGGAAAGAGCCGUCCACACCGGUGUCCCAAGUGUGACUUCAGUUUCCCGGGAGCCUUACAGCUAGCAGAACACAUGUCUACUCACCGUGAAGAGAACUUCCCAUGUGAUAUUUGCAAUCGUGCGUUUCACUCUAAGAGCAGCAGAGCCGAGCAUCGGAAAAUCCACUCUAAGUCAGAUAACCGCCCAGUUUCAAUGGAAGAACAUAAGGAGUCUGGCUCACUUUCUGAAAGCUCGUCAGCAUCAUUCAAAGAACUGAAAUAUCGCUGCGGGGUUUGUAGUGAGCGUUUCAAAGACCCAGAGGAGCUCUCAGAGCAUGGCUGCAUAGCAGCCAAAGAGCGGCCAUACUCCUGUUCAGACUGCAAUAAACAUUUUCUGCAUGCAUCUCACCUGAAAAAGCACCGGAACACCAUGCACGGAUAUCCAUGCAAUCAAUGCAACAGUAGUUUCUCCUCCUCUCAACACUUCCACAACCAUCUAAAGAGCCAUGUUGAUGCUGCAGCAGAACAUAAACACCAGACUGAAGGUACAGAUGGAACAUCACAGAGUUUCAUAUGUCCCGUUUGCCAUCAGUGUUUCGCCAGUGCUACUGAAUUGAUUUGUCAUUUCCGUAUGCAUCCUGAUGGUGUCUUUGAAUGCAAAGUUUGUAAAAUGACAUUUCCCUCUGGAAGUAAGCUUGAAGAACACAACCGCAUUCAUGUGACGUCAGCUACUGAAUUUGAGUGCACAGAGUGUGGCCAGAGCUUUAUUGGAAAAGAGGCUUUCUGUCAGCACCAAUGUUCCAGUCAGCUGCAUGGAGUAGUGGAGACUAAACACUCAAAUCCACCAGCUGAGACUUCCAAUUCUGAGACUCCAAUUCAUUAUCAGGAAGCAGCAGAGGAGGAGGAGGUCGACGUAACGGGAGAGGACUUGUACAAUUGCCCUGUUUGCUCAAUGCAGUUCGACUCAAAGAGUGGUCUUCUGGAGCAUCAGAAUAAAGAGCACCGAAAUGAGAAGCCAUUCAAAUGCGAGCUUUGUGGAAAAGCGUUUGCCUUAAGGCGGUACCUCAGAGGGCACAUCAAAAGGCAUCGGCAGAAAUCCAUGGCUGAAACUGGAGUAGAGAAGUUGAAAUGUACCCAGUGCCGCGUUGAGGUGGACACAGCAGAAGAGCUGUCUUCGCAUAUGAGAUUGCACGCUGAACAAGAAGUUGGAAAACUUCGCUGUGACAUGUGCUACAAGUCAUUCAGCCACUGGUCUGUUCUUAGGCAUCACCAAGAAAGUCACGUUGGCCAAAUUGUAUAUGAAUGCACCGAAUGUGACAAAGCUUUUGCUUUUCCUCACCUCCUGGAGGAACAUCAACAGAGUCACGCUGGCUCCUCUCAGUAAACGGUGUUUCAUACCAUCGACCUGUCCUCCCUUUUGAAUAACUAGUUUUAGAGUAACUUGAAUCCCUUCCAUGCCUUACAUCUGACUAUGUACCUCCUAUCACAAUUUAGAUCAAAUUUGUAUUUUUGGCCCUUGUUACAUAUUAACAGAGCUCUCGGUUCACGUCACUACGACAGAGCACCUUUUCCUGCGUUUCUAUUGACAUUGUACAUAUUUUCAGUUCUAAUGUUGGAAUUUGUAUACAGUAAAUUAGCCGCAUAGUUUCUUGACGGUGUUUGUAAAUCUGACAAAUUGUGUAAAGCUGUUUCACAUUCUCUGUGAUGAAUACAGACGAUGCAUGAUGGAAUGAGACGUUUAUGAAAGGUCUUAGAUAAAAGCUGAAUUUCUUUUAUCAAUAAUGUUCAUUUUUGUUGUUUGACUUUUAUUUUGAAAUAGUAAUUCAGUCAGUUUUGUUGAAGUUUUGUUAGGUCAACUUCAAACUAGUCAUUUUAAUCUGUUGGGAUUCAUAUGAGUUCAUGUAUGAGAGACAAUUUUGUAAUUUUCAGUUUUAAUUUCCCUGUAUUCAUGUUGCUUUUUUUCAAGUUGCUACUUUGCAGUUUGCUUGUAAAUACAUUGGACAUAUGUUGUAAUUGAAUACUCUUUUCACAACUCGAUGACGUUACUUUGUAAAGAAAUUUGAGUUGAUGCAUUCAAUUAUUGAGUAAAGUCAACCAGAAAAUCUA